AUGAAUAGAGUAGCCAUAGGACAAAUAUGCUCUAGUUCUUCUUUGAAACAAAACUUGGACACCAUCCAAGGCUUAAUCCAGCAGGCCCUUGACAAAGACGUCAAAGUAAUCUUUUUCCCAGAAGCCUCUGAUUAUCUGUCGCGAUCGGCCAAUCAUUCUCGACAAUUGGCUGGCGAGUCGCCAGAAUUUGUGCAGAAACUUUCGGAUUACAUCAAGAGCGUUUGCAGCAGCUCGGGCAAGAAAAUCGAUGUAUCUAUCGGUGUUCAUCUGCCACCGGACGACGCUGAUCUUGCACAUCAAGACACCAGGGUCAAGAACUGUUUAAUCUAUAUCGACCACUCGGGCGUGGUCAGACAAAGCUACCAGAAAUUGCAUCUCUUUGAUGUGGAUGCUCCAAAUGGACCCAUUUUGCGCGAAAGUCGGUCGGUACAAGCUGGUGCUACAAUCCCGGCGGUUUUGAAUACGCCAGCUGGGAAACUUGGCAACGCUAUAUGCUUCGACAUAAGAUUCCCCGAAUUGUCUCUCAAAUUGCGCUCUGAAGGUGCCCAGAUCUUGUGCUUUCCCAGCGCGUUCACGAUGAAGACAGGCGAAGCCCAUUGGGAGCUUUUGGGCCGUGCAAGGGCGGUCGAUACUCAAUGUUUUGUAAUUAUGCCUGGGCAGCAGGGCCAUCAUAAUGUGUCCGCGGACGGAAGUCCGGGAGACGCUACUGAAAAACCCGUUGAAAGAAUAUCUUGGGGCCACUCAAUGAUCAUAGACCCGUGGGGCACAGUGAUUUCUCGAGCCGAUCCUGCCAACGACGCUCCUCAGCUGAUUACAGCAGAUCUCGACUUUGGUGCCCAAGCCGAAAUGCGGCAAAACAUGCCACUAUGGGACCAGCGCAGGAGAGAUGUUUUCGGAGACUUUAUUUAA
Molecule: messenger RNA, 909 nt
Organism: Lachancea mirantina
Lineage: Eukaryota; Fungi; Ascomycota; Saccharomycetes; Saccharomycetales; Saccharomycetaceae
Source: the annotation of a GenBank genome assembly